AUGGCGACGAUACGAGAUGGAGUCGAGUCGAGGGGAAAAGAAAGGCGCAAAAGGCUGGAAUGGAUGACGAAGGACGGUUUCUUGCUGGAUCUCGCUGCUUGGAGCCCGAGCAUGUCACUAACAGAUAGCGGUCGCGCAGUCGCCACAGCGGUGCAGAAGCGGCAUAGCGCUCACGAUUGCGUCUCCACAGCGGGCGUCGCAGCCCGAUCUAGUGAGAUUCUCCCCUCGGCAGAUCCGGCCGUGACGAGCGCGCCCGAUGACGGUUGCGAAUACGAGGAUGGAAACUCAAUUCUGGUUGCAAUCAGUGGUCAAACUGAGAGAUUCAAGGCUGAGCACGAUUGGAUAUAUUUGGUUCACGUUGAGACCUAA
This is a messenger RNA of Trichoderma atroviride IMI 206040, 369 nucleotides long. RefSeq lists its product as uncharacterized. Lineage: Eukaryota; Fungi; Ascomycota; Sordariomycetes; Hypocreales; Hypocreaceae. The record is from RefSeq and is a predicted model, not a curated record.